AUGCAGCGUCAGGAACAGAGAAUAGCUCCACUGCCUGCCAGUCUGCAGAAUUGCGGCACGGCUGUGUUGGUUGGCAGCGCGAGAGCCCAGCAGCAAUGGGCCACCCUCCAAAACGGGAUCCUGCCGGAUGAACCACCCAGCUGA
Messenger RNA from Pyricularia pennisetigena, 144 nucleotides. RefSeq lists its product as uncharacterized. NCBI's taxonomy places the organism in Eukaryota, Fungi, Ascomycota, Sordariomycetes, Magnaporthales, Pyriculariaceae. The transcript has a single exon. The record is from RefSeq and is a predicted model, not a curated record. The coding region runs from base 1 to 144 and encodes 47 amino acids.